Pleuronectes platessa (European plaice) is the source of this 1336-nucleotide messenger RNA. Its product is annotated as reticulon-2. The coding region runs from base 75 to 686 and encodes 203 amino acids. The transcript is spliced from 7 exons. The record is from RefSeq and is a predicted model, not a curated record. Lineage: Eukaryota; Metazoa; Chordata; Actinopteri; Pleuronectiformes; Pleuronectidae.
GGACGAGGGGAGCACAGCAGGACAUAGACAGGGACAAGAGGGCGUGAGGGGGAAACACUGGAGCAACGACCAAAAUGGCCAGUAAAGUGAUGGACCUGAUCUACUGGAAGGACACAGAGCGAACAGGCAUGGUGUUGACAGGGCUGGUGGUGGGCCUGCUGACCCUGUUCCAGCUCAGCAUCAUCACCGUAUUCUCCACAGCCUCCCUGGCUGUCGUGUGCGUCACCAUCUCAAUGCGCAUCUACUACCACAUCCUCCACGCCCUCAAGUGGGGCGAUGGCGUUCACCCCUUCAAGUCGUACCUGGACCUGGACAUCAGUUUCAGUGGAGAACAGGCUGAACUCUAUAUGCAGAAAGCCAUUGUCAUGACGCUGUCGGCUGUUGACACUCUGAAGAGACUCGUUUUUGUGGGAAACCUUUUUGACUCCCUCAAGUUCCUGGUCCUGAUGUACCUCGUGACGUUCCUGGGAGCCCUGUGCAAUGGCCUUACUGUGUUCAUCAUCUGUGUGAUUGCUCUCUUUUCCCUGCCACUUUUCUACAGACAACGCCAGGAGCAAGUGGACAAGUUCUUCGCAAAUAUCCAGGCUAAAGUGGACAACAUCAAGGACAUCUUUGUAAGAAUUGCCCAAGGCGGUGGCCCUCCUCCCGACCCAACUCCUGGUGGCACCAAACCCAAUUUCCAGUAGACAUUAUGAACAAGAACUUUCAGACAAGCUCCCAGAGUUACAGGCUGUCACUCAGAUGUCUUACCCAGCAGUCUGUGCUCAGAGAACAGAGCUCCAGAGACUGGGGGAAGGGAUGUUACUUAAAAGGACGAUGACGAUGAGCAUGGUACUUUAUACUCUAACUGUAUUUAAGUCAUGGGGUUGUAGGUUGGGGUAGGGUUAAAAUGAAUCAAGGUGAAAUCAAGGUGAAUGAAUUCUGGAUGAGACUGUUGCUGCUGACGUCAGAGUCGACACAGCUCGUCCCGUGUGACCAUCUUUGGAAACACUCGUUUUUAAAAUGUAAAAAUGACUAAUAAGUGUCUUAGAUUGAGCUUUAGUCCAAAUGAGGUACUAAGACCAGAGGCAGGGAGUUCCCACACUGACGCCUGAGAAAAGGGACGUCAGUUUUCAAGGGUUGAGAUAAAAUAACAGGUCAUUAUUAUUCAUGGCAGCAUAGAACUGGCAAAUAAGAAUGCAUGUGUCGGCACAUGUACUUUUGUAGAUGCAUAUUCAUUCUCAUGACAGUUUAUCUGUGUGUAUGCAAGUAUGAAUGUGUUUGUGUGCGUGGAAUUCCUGAAAUACCGCUUGCUGAAAUAUUACCUACGAGCAAUUAAAGUCGCAUUUCUUCUUUA